AUGGAUAUCCAAUCAAGUCAUAAAUACAUCUAUCACCUAUAUCUAUCUAUCUAUCUUUUUAUAUUUGUCGUAGGAUUUACUAUCUCAAUAUCUAAUUAUCUAUCUAUCUUUUCAUUCUCUUCAUUAAUCUAUCUCUUUCUUAAAUUCAUAUCUAUCUAUCUAUCUAUCUAUCUAUCUAUCUAUCUAACUGUUCUCAUUCGUUGCUAUCUAUCUAUCUAUCUAUCUAUCUAUCUCAGUUUUUUCUUUUCUUCUUUUAAUUCUCUCUCUCUCUCUCUCUGUCUCUGUCGCGCUCUCUCUCUCUUUCACACACACAGCAAUUUUUUUAAUUCUAUCUCUCUCUCUUUUUCGCUUUCUUUCCACCUACCAAUUUAUUUUGAAUUUAUUUCCCUCUCUCUCUCCCCCCCUUCUCUCUCUCUUUUUGAUCCAAUAUUUUUUUUAGUUGCGUUUCUCUCUCUCUCUCUCUCUUUCUCUCUCUCUCUCUUUCUCUCUCAGUCUCUCUCUCUCUCUCUUUUUCUCUCUCAGUCUCUCUCUCUCUCUCUCUCUCUCAUAAUCUCAUUUUUACCCCUCUUUCAUUUCUCUGUAAAUUCUCACACUCUCUCUCUCUCUUCUUUCUUUAUAUCUCUCUUUCCAUCCUCCAAAUGUCAUCUACCCUACCCCAUUCUCAAACAUUUUCCUACCCUCUCAACUACCCCCCCCCGGCCCGCUCCUCAGUGCAGUUGA
This is a messenger RNA of Acanthosepion pharaonis, 720 nucleotides long. The record is from the annotation of a GenBank genome assembly. NCBI's taxonomy places the organism in Eukaryota, Metazoa, Mollusca, Cephalopoda, Sepiida, Sepiidae.